Cutaneotrichosporon oleaginosum is the source of this 1221-nucleotide messenger RNA. RefSeq lists its product as uncharacterized. The record is from RefSeq and is a predicted model, not a curated record. NCBI's taxonomy places the organism in Eukaryota, Fungi, Basidiomycota, Tremellomycetes, Trichosporonales, Trichosporonaceae.
CACUCACUCACCCGCUACUCCUUCCAAUCCGUCUACUCUCCAUUUAUCUGCUCUCGCUUCCUACCGCAUCCACUCCAUUUCUGAUUCAACACCUCUAGUACCCCAAGCAUGUUGCCGGUUUCUGUCGCCCAUGGCAGUGAUGCCGAUACACCACCCGCACCCUCAGUCGUGCUACGCACCCGCCCGCCGCUAUCGCGACGUAUCGACUACCAAAACUACUUCAUGACCGACCCGAUGCAGACUGGCUUCCCCCGCAAGCACUGGUUUUGCAUGGACCUCGACCCGCCGUUCAUUCCGCUCUGGGACGAGUGGCGCAUCAUCCAGGGCGUGGCCAUGAACGCCAGCUACGACUGGGCGCAGAGCCAAGGCCGCGACAUCGACCGCACCGGCUAUGUCCUGGCCGUGAUUGAUAAGCUGUACGAAGUGUGGUGGUGGACGCGUUGUCGUUCGGGCUUGGUGCCUCUCCCGACCGCGGCGGACUACCGGCGUGAGUUCGACAAGCUAGCGCACGACGUCGUCCAGAUGGCGGAAGCGGCGUGUGCAGAUGCCCGCGUGGCUGCGCCCACUCUCGACGAGGCCGAUUGGGCGCUCAUCGCCGCUGCCGCAGAUCGGUACUGUACUUCGAAGGACGCGUACAAGCCGCUGCACCCGACCGACUAUCGCCCAUUUUCAUGGGACCGCAUUACCUCGUACCGCCAGCCCGAUCCUGUUUACACCUAUGACAUCCAGCCAGAGUACAGCUACCAGGCCAUGGCGCCCGAGCUCGCCGACAUCAUCUUUCAGUACCGUGACAGCAAAGCGAAGGCCGCAGAGGCGCCAGGCAAGCGUGGCGCGAGGGCUCGUGCGGCAAAGGCGCGCACUUCGGAUGCGACGGAUGACUCUGACAAGUCGGGACCCACGGACUCCGGAGCGUCAGGUCCACAGAUUGCAGCAAUGUCGACGACGUUGGAGGUCACAGCGUCGAGUACGGGUUCGGCGGCCACGCUGGCCUCGUGCACGAGUCGUGCUCGCGCGUUGACCAAGAUCCGUGAAUCGGAUGGCGAAGUUGAGCAGGAGCUGUGAUGCGUUUCUGAGGGCGUUUCCGUUGGGGUAGUUGAACAAGAGAGAAGCUGCCCCAAGCGCGCUUCCGGACGAGGCACAAAAGUCCGGGGGAGAUGAGCGGCUGUGAAGACGCGUGACAAGGAGCUUUUCACAUUUGUAUCCUCUUCAUGUAUGUAUGUC